Messenger RNA from Eucalyptus grandis, 2015 nucleotides. RefSeq names its product chaperone protein dnaJ 1, mitochondrial. The record is from RefSeq and is a predicted model, not a curated record. Gene Ontology annotation, biological process: protein refolding; response to heat. The transcript has 19 exons. Gene Ontology annotation, cellular component: cytoplasm. Gene Ontology annotation, molecular function: heat shock protein binding; ATP binding. NCBI's taxonomy places the organism in Eukaryota, Viridiplantae, Streptophyta, Magnoliopsida, Myrtales, Myrtaceae. The coding region runs from base 224 to 1630 and encodes 468 amino acids.
AACCUCCCCCAACCCACAGGCUCAAGCUCAAGCUCAAGCACCAAUGCCGUUCCUCUCUCUGCCUUGAUGCUCAAGCCACCCCGCUCCCUUUUGACCUCCCUCCCUCCCCCCGUCUCCAGAAUCUUCCUGCUCCGCUACCUCUUCCGAUCGCGCCUCAAUCUUCGAUCGCCGCGAUUCCCGGGGGGGCCCUCAUCUCGCGCCUUUCCGAGGAUUCCCAUUUCGCAUGGGCGGAUUCGGCUGGUUACGAUCGUGCCGGCGGCGAUUGUUGUUGUCUUCGCUCGCGGGUCAGACGGAUUCGAUUGCGAAUAGCUUGGCUUCCGAUUCGCGGCGGAGGGCGGCGUUCUUGCUCGCCCGAGCUUCGUACAGUUGCAGUCCUUUUACUGGAAAUCCUAUCGACCGUGAGACCUUGAGGUCACCAUGGAGUUAUCGGCAUCUUCAUGGGACGGGUUCUUGUCGCUACCCUGAAAGAAGCUACUAUGAUAUUCUUGGAGUUCCGGAGAAUGCCGGCCGAGAUGAGAUUAAGAAGGCUUUUCAUGCGCUUGCAAAGAAGUACCAUCCGGAUGCAAAUAAGAAUAAUCCUUCUGCAAAGAGGAAAUUUCAAGAGAUAAGAGAUGCUUAUGAGACUUUGCAAAGUUCUGAAAAAAGAGCAGAGUAUGACAGGAAACGCUCUAGUUCAGUAAAUGUUGAAUAUGGUGAAGGAGAUGCUGAGGGGUCCACACAUGAUUACGGGAGGCAUUUCUCUAGUUCCUUCCACAAGAUAUUUUCUGAGAUUUUUGAGGACGAGACAGAUCGAUUUGCAUCUGAUAUUCAGGUGGAACUGAUACUUUCUUUCAUUGAAGCUGCGGAAGGGUGCACAAAAGAUCUGUCCUUUGAAGCAUAUGUUCCUUGUGAUUCUUGUGAUGGAGGUGGCUAUCCACCUGGUGUCAAGGCGAGAAUCUGUCCAACUUGCAGAGGAGUUGGGAGGGUCACUAUUCCCCCAUUUACAGCAACAUGCACUACCUGUCAUGGCUCGGGGAGAGUUGUCAAGGAGCAAUGCAUUUCAUGCGGAGGAUCAGGGGUUGUUGAAGGCACUAAGGAAGUUAAAGUUACGAUUCCUGCCGGUGUGGAUUCGGAAGAUACAAUUCGCGUGCCAGAGGCUGGUAAUGCUGGAGCAAGGAGGAGUCGACCUGGAAACUUAUUCAUCAAACUAAAGGUGGCUGAAGAUCGUACCUUCACCAGAGAUGGUGCAGAUGUAUAUGUGGUCUCAGAAAUUAGCUUCACACAAGCAAUUCUUGGUGGUAAAGUUGAGGUCCCAACUUUAUCGGGGAAAGUACAAGUUAAUAUACCAGAGGGGGUACAGCCUGGACAGCUUGUGGUUCUCAGAGGAAAAGGACUACCAAAACAUGGUUUUCUUGUCAGUCAUGGAGAUCAAUUUGUGCGAUUUCGGGUUAAAUUCCCCAGCGAGAUAAAUGAACGACAACGUGCAAUUUUAGAAGAAUUUGCUAAAGAGGAGAUCAAUAGUGAAAACGAUACUUUUCAAGAAGGAAAUGGGUGGGCACAAUUUCUCGGACGCGUGGCAAGUCCUAAGUUUGUGCUCGAAAUGUCUCUGCUCCUGUUGAUCCUCAUGCUUCUGAAGAAAGUAUUGGCUUGAGCACGUGCCUCAAAUUUGCAGUCAGACUGGAUCGGAUAAUACCUCUGAUUGACUGGUUGUGUUGGAGGAUUCCCCCAGAUUAUAAUCUUUGGUCGAGUUAUAUUGGUAGAAGGCAUGGUAUUUUUCUUGGAGGUGAUCGCCGUUGCUCAAUUACAAGUUCAUCAAAAGCCAUUCUUUCGCCAUCGCAGCUCACCCAUUCUUUGAGGUACAUACACUUUUUUGUACCCUCUGAGUAAUGUACAGAAAUUAUAUAAUCUUAAUAAAGUUUCAAAUACUUCUCCCUCUCCCCCUCUCUACCCCUCUGUGAUUAUCAAGCGCUUGAACCGCACCAUGUACCCCUGGUGCGGACUUCAUCUAACAAUACGAGAAUAUAUCACGACUUUGA